AUGGCUCCGAGCAUGCCGAAUAACUAUGAGCUUGAGGUUGUCAGAUCUGCGAAGAAAGGGGAGUCGAUAUCGAAGAUCACAACCAGAGACUUGAAUGUGGAUCGUGACAAUGACGAUUUAAUUCGCUUGGGUAAAAGGCCAGUGUUGAAGCGCAACUUCGGGUUUAUGUCAAUCUUGGGGUUUAGUUGCACUAUUCUUAUAACGUGGGAAGGAACUCUGAUUUUGUUUCUCUCUGGUUUUCAGAAUGGUGGUCCGGCAGGAGUUGUGUACGGAUAUCUUCUCGUUUGGAUCGGAACAUUGAGCGUAUUCGCAACGUUGUCAGAAUUGGUUUCCAUGGCACCUACCUCAGGUGGCCAGUAUCAUUGGGUUUCAAUGCUCGCACCUCCUUCCUGCGCAAAGUUCUUAAGUUACAUAACAGGUUGGCUCACAGGCUUGAUAGCUUUGACCGUGCCGGACUACAAUCCGCAGGCAUUUCAUGGAACACUAACAUUUUGGGCCGUCAUACUCUUUGGGGUAUUUGUCAACACGGUUGUCAGUAACCAGUUACCAAAGUUCGAAGGGUUGAUUUUGAUUCUCCAUGUUCUGGGCUUUUUUGCGGUGUUGAUACCACUGGUGGUUCUGGCACCGCACGGUAACUCGUCGGACGUGUUCACAGUAUUUUUGAAUGGAGGAGGCUGGCCAAACCAAGAAUUGUCUUUCUUCGUGGGGCUUCUCGGAAAUGUGUUCGCGUUUAUUGGAGCAGAUGGAGCUUACCAUAUGUCAGAAGAGAUACACAAUCCCUCUAUUGUUGUGCCCCGAUCCAUUAUGCUUAGCGUUAUCUUGAAUGGCAUGAUGGGAUUCGCUAUGGUGAUUGCGGUACUUUUUUGUUUAGGUGAUAUUGAUACCGUACUUGCUACGAAUACAGGAUAUCCCUUUAUGGAGAUAUUUAUUCAAGCAACUCAUUCAGUAGCUGGUAGCGCUGUCAUGGCAGCAAUCGUUACUAUGCUUGCUCUAUGUUCAACAGUCGGCUUGCUAGCAUCAACGUCACGUAUGUUCUGGUCCUUUGCUCGAGAUCGAGGUCUACCAGGUUGGAAAACCCUGCAUAAGGUGAAUGCACGCACGUCAGUCCCUAUAUGGUCGGUGGCAGUUACAACAGUGAUAUCCUGUCUGCUUGCCCUUAUCAACAUUGGAUCAGCUACAGCCUUCAACAACAUCGUUUCUCUUAGCAUAGUCGGCUUGUUCACCUCAUAUCUCUUAGCCGCUGGACUCCUUCUUUUCCGAAGGCUGACGGGAUUUAUCAAACUUGCUUCCGACUCUCCCACAGAACUUGUCAACACAGCAAAUGCAACUAUAGUCUGGGGCCCAUGGCAUAUACGAGGGAUUCUUGGUGUUGUCAAUAAUACCUUCGCUUGCAGCUACUUGAUAGUGAUUUUAUUUUUCAGCACUUGGCCACCAGCUACGCCAGUUGUGCCUUCAACAAUGAACUAUAGCAGCUUAAUGCUUGGUGCCGUUAUAAUAUUCUCUAUCGCAUAUUACUUAAUUUAUGCGAGGAAAGAAUAUCAAGGUCCUGUGCUAGAAACUGAGCAGCCGAUAUAUGGAUCGUAG
Messenger RNA from Glarea lozoyensis ATCC 20868, 1584 nucleotides. RefSeq names its product GABA permease, putative. The record is from RefSeq and is a predicted model, not a curated record. Gene Ontology annotation, molecular function: transmembrane transporter activity. The coding region runs from base 1 to 1584 and encodes 527 amino acids. Gene Ontology annotation, biological process: transmembrane transport. Lineage: Eukaryota; Fungi; Ascomycota; Leotiomycetes; Helotiales; Helotiaceae. Gene Ontology annotation, cellular component: membrane. The transcript has 5 exons.